CGCUGCAAUGAGUCGUUCGAUGACAGAUAACGAAGGUGACAGCAUUCCUCGGGUGACAAGCACAGCUCGAGACAGAUGUUUGUAAACACAAAUUAAUUUUUUUAAGUGCGUCUGAACGAGAUACCUGUAAAACCGGAUAUACCACAAAGUUCAUUUGGUGACUACGACUAAUUACGAACAAACUGUGGUCGGGGUGGCGACAUGUUUAUCACUGCGCCUUUCCUGCUGACAACACGCUGAUGCGCAUGCGCGCUCACCUGGACGCGGCGUUGUUACCUGUUUACUUGUCACGCACAGGAGAGCAAGCGACAGUUGGAGAAGGACGAACUGUGUUUUGCAUCUGCUAAACCACUUACAGGUUAAGUAGGUGAACGUAGUUACCUGGAUUGUUAACAUUUCACUCACCAAGCCAUCCACGGGAACACCUGGCAGAGGGGAUAACACACAAGGGUCCGCAGGAACAAACAAGUGAGUAUCAUUCACAGUUCUCCAACAAACAGUCCCAAACAGUCCACGGGUCUCACACUCCAGGAAGUAAUAGUCUGAUUCUAACCAAGAAGACGACCCGGUCGCCAUGGCGACCAAUGAGCCACAAGGACCGUCUCGGCGGAUCACGUUUUACCCGAGCGCGACUUCAUCUAACGGUGAGCCGUCGGUGAAUAAACCGUACAUGCAUGGUCUGACAGAGAGGGACAGAGCUCCACAGCGUCCUCCAGCCGGCCCCAGACCCAUUCCCUCCGUGUCUGGGAGCCAAGAAAAGCUCUACCCAACUUUUUCGCGAGUACCCGAGCCUCAGCCUCCGCCACAGCGUUUUCCACGACAGGGUCACCAAAAUUCAAGCGCCGAGGAAAGGUCUGCAGUGGGGCUGUACCCUACUUUGCAUGGCCCAUCUGUGAGCUCUGUAACACCGCAAAACUUGGCUGACACCCGACCUCAGACGGUUCCUCUGGUUUACGGAAGUUCGUUCAAAGUUCCAGAUGAGGGUCCAGUGGUUUCGCCACCGCCGCAGACGACAGGUGGAAACACCAACCAAGCGUUUGUCGGAGAGACGAAAGGUCCUGGUCCACGAUAUCAGAACGUCCCCUCCAUCACAACGAACAAUACCGGCAGAAAAUACAUGGAAAAGCCAAGCUACACAGAAGGUCAGAGACAGGCUCAGGACAGAGUGACACCAGAGCAGAAGUCUAGUCAUUACGAUGUCAUCGGCGUCGUCAUGGACAACAGCAUCGAGGAGGAUCGCGGCGGAACAAAGGGAAAACCUGCGGACUACCGACGCAAUCAAAGCGCAGGUCGCGCGACAUCCUCCACAAGUUUUGAUGACAUCGCUUCUUCAAGGAAAAAUCGUCAAGGGGCGGGCACUCCCAGGUUUGGUCUUUGGCUUGCCCUUGCUGUCUUCGCCUUCUUCUUAAUGGGGUGGAUUCCUGGCGGUAUGGCUGUGAUGUUUAUCUGGCGGGCCCGCUUUCAGUGGGACAAAGGUCACAAGGACGAUGCCAGGCGCUCGCUGAGAAUUGGUCAAGUCUGCUUGCUUGUGUCCCUGGUUGUGGGCAUCGCGUGCUGGGCGGCCAUCGGGUAUGUCAUCCACAGGCAGACAGUCCUGACGACAGACACCACAGUGUCCGACGGUAGACCAAAGCUUCAGUAUGGCGAUCUCCUGACCGAAGAGAGGAAAUCUAACUUCUUCUUGGCUGGACAGCAAAGUCCAGUUUAAGUAACAGACCAAAAUAACCAAGUGACAAAUAGUUUCUACAUACGAUUUUAAAAGUUGUAUAAUACAUCGUCUUAACAUUUAGAAAAUAUUCUAAUGUUGCUGAGUUGAACAAAUAUUAUUGUUUAUGUUGAUUUUAGGAGGGGAAAAAAGUACUUCGACCUAAAGGUGAUUCCGAACUGUUUUAAGAACAAACAUAACCCAUGCAUAUCUAGCAAAUUAUAUGUUUAUAGAGAUAGAUGAAGGUGUGCAGUAUAAGGGAGGCUAAUCUAGAAACAAACAGUCUCAAGGUAACCGAGUUGUCCCCCUUUAUAAAUAUUCUGGCUCUACGCUCGCUGAAGCCGCCUGUGGAAAAGGCUAUUAUCUUCACGAUGUUCAUUGUUUCGUUUUUGAAGCUACUACAUUACUUUAUUCAUGCACAUCUUAAUUAACUCAAUCAGUAACUCCAUUCUCACUCUAGUCCCGUGUUUGUGUGUGUGUGUUAGUGGGGAUGUGAAGGUUGUGUGUGUGUACUAUUAUUCAGAAUCUUUCCUCUAUUAAACAGUUGUAUUGCAUGCUCUUAACAAGAA
This is a messenger RNA of Pomacea canaliculata, 2274 nucleotides long. RefSeq lists its product as uncharacterized. Lineage: Eukaryota; Metazoa; Mollusca; Gastropoda; Architaenioglossa; Ampullariidae. The coding region runs from base 575 to 1708 and encodes 377 amino acids. The record is from RefSeq and is a predicted model, not a curated record. The transcript has 4 exons.